AUGCUUUCCAUGCACGAUGACCAGGGAAUGGCACAGGGAGGCUAUGCGCGUUGGCAGCCGAAGAACCGCUCGUUCGCUACACAAAUGAGCGAACAGGAGCGCAGGGAGCUUGAGGAGGUCAUGCAGGCCGAUCGUCGUUGGCAUCAGCAGAAAGAGGAACACCUAAAGAAUACGAGGGACACCGGCGACUUUGCCUGGCAAGCCACGAUUGCGACUGGUGGAAUGAAACAGGACAAAUAC
Molecule: messenger RNA, 240 nt
Organism: Mesorhabditis spiculigera
Lineage: Eukaryota; Metazoa; Nematoda; Chromadorea; Rhabditida; Rhabditidae
Source: the annotation of a GenBank genome assembly